AUGGUUGCCGAAGAUCGAAUUGGACGAUUUUUCAAAGUGCCACAGAUGUUGGAUUUCAAUGCAGCAAACAGAAGUGUCUGCGUGGAUUUAUCACACAAAAGAAAAAAAAUAAACUGCAAAAAACAGACCGGAUUUAAAGCCAUAACGACAGUGUCGGAUUCACCAUUUGAUGAUCUUAUCAUUGACAAUGUCCAGUCAAAUUUUCUCAGCUGCAGCGGAGGAUUUUAUCGUCUGCGCGGAGGCAAAGCGAGUGACACCUAUGUUGUUAAAAGAACUUGCAAAAGAUGCGUCAUCAACAAUUAUGACAGCGAUGAAAAAUCUGACUUGCUCUUCAUCGAGGAAACAUUCAAAAAUUUGAAAGCAUUUUGUAUUCCCAGCUUCGGGGAAAGAUGGAAAUACCCAGUCUCGAACAAUCCAGAAGACCAAGACUUUCGUGCUCAAUACAAUGGUACGCGAACGAUAACUUUACGAACACGAACCGGCAUAAAGAAAAACAUUUUGAACAACAUAUUUUAA
Paramuricea clavata is the source of this 516-nucleotide messenger RNA. The record is from the annotation of a GenBank genome assembly. Lineage: Eukaryota; Metazoa; Cnidaria; Anthozoa; Malacalcyonacea; Plexauridae.